GUUCCUUUCUGGUUUGAUGACUACCCGGACUCAGAACUCAGAGAACGAUCAACUCACAUUAUACUCUAGAGACAAAAAACAUCAUGGAUACCCCUGUGCAGGAAACCGAGGCCGCUCUGUCUGUCGUCAACCACCCACCAAAACGGUUGCUGGGGCCAUCCUUGCUUCACCAUUUGGUGCAGAACAACUCCCAGGACGAUCAGGCGGCUAUAGAAUUCCUCUCAAUAGACGGGAGCCGAAUAUCUGUAUCGUACGCCGAAUUACACGAUGCGUCUGAGGCCCUGGCAUGCCGGCUUUCAGCUAUGAUUGGUCCUUUGGACUCUCUCAAACCGCUGGUUAUCCCGGUUCUCGUCCCGCAAAGCCCCGAACUCUACAUUGCGCUUCUGGGCAUUCUAAAAGCUGGCGGAGCCUUCUGCCCGAUGAAUCUGGAUGUGCCACUUGAGCGUGCCAAGUUCAUUCUGGAGGAUGUCUCCGCCAAAGUUGUCAUCACAACAUCCCAACUGGCGCCAAAGCUCCCGGAUGGCGAACAAGCGGUGUUGCUUCUCGAUGGAGAUGAAUGGGCCAACCUCCCGGCAGCGAAUACGCUGAGACAACCGGCCCCAACCGACCUGGCAUACGUGAUGUACACAUCUGGCUCGACUGGGACGCCGAAAGGAGUUGGGGUAUCCCACGACGCGGCCACCCAAAGCCUACUUGCGCACGACCGCCACAUCCCGCAGUUCUCGCGCUUCCUCCAGUUUGCCGCCCCAACCUUUGACGUCUCCGUCUUCGAAAUCUUUUUUCCCCUCUACAGGGGCAAAACCCUCGUCAGCUGCACCCGAUCAGCCCUACUCAAUGACUUGCCCGGGGUUAUCCGGGAGAUGGAUGUGGACGCAUGCGAGCUGACGCCCAGCGUCGCCGCCAGUCUCCUCCGCAGACGGGAAAACGCCCCUGGUCUACGGCUGUUGUUGACCAUCGGGGAGAUGCUCACACAGCCGGUGAUCGAAGAAUUCGGCGGCGGCGAGGAGCGGCCGAGCAUUCUCUGGGGCAUGUAUGGACCGACCGAAGCAUCGAUCCACUGUACACUUCAGCCCGCCUUCGCCAGCGAUUCGGCGGUUCGCAAUAUUGGCGUCCCAUUGGAUACUGUUUCGGCUUUUGUCUUGAUGAUCCCUGAAGAGGGUAGUACAAGCCCCGAAUCCGUGGUGGUGCUGGGCCGAGGAGAAAUCGGUGAGUUGGCUAUAGGUGGCUACCAGCUUGCCGAUGGUUAUCUCAACCGGCUCGAGCAAACGUCAACUGCCUUCAUCCACAGUCCGUAUGGCCGUCUUUACCGGACCGGAGACAAGGCGAAGAUGCUUGCAGAUGGCACAUUGGAGUGUCUCGGUCGGAUCGCGGACGGGCAAGUCAAACUCAGGGGGCAGCGGAUGGAGCUUGGUGAGGUGGAGCAUGCCGCCCUGAGGACGCCGGCCUGUCACAGCGCGGUGGCUGUGGUUAUGGAUGCCACACUGGUUCUCUUCUGCGCUGUCGACGGCAUAGAUACCGCUGAGGCUGCCAUUGUGGAGUCUUGCCGACGAUGGCUGCCGGGAUUCAUGCACCCUGGCGAUAUUGUGGUCGUGGAAAGCUUUCCGCGGCUGGCAUCUGGAAAAGUCGAUCGGAAGCGGUUGGUGGCAGACUAUGCCAGCCGAGCAACCGGAACACUCGAGAAAACAUCUUACAAAGAUGAGUUGGAGGAGCGGCUUUGCGACCUCACGGGUCACUGCUUAGGAGUGAAGAUUCAACCGAGCCAGGAUUUGGCCCGGGCAGGAUUGGAUUCGCUCAACGCUAUUAGGCUUGCCUCGGUCCUCAAAGAUGCCGGAUUGAGUGUUGGGGCGAUCGAUAUCCUCGAAGCUCGAACAGUCUCUGCGCUCUCUUCACGGGUGCGGUCAAAUAUGGAAACGGGGGGUUUCGAGCCGGUUGCUUUGGCUGCAGACCCAGGACUGGAUAUUGCGGACGUUGUGGCAAACUCAAUCCUAUCGACGCAUCUCUGGCCCAUUGAGGCUAUUGUCCCAUGUACACCGCUUCAGUCCUCUAUGCUGGCUGAGACCACGGCAGAUGCCCGCGCGUACUGUAACUGGGUCGAACUCGGUGUUGCUGGCACUCACUCGGGGGAAACGAUCCACACGUGGAUUUCACAGCUAGCGCAAGCAAACGAGGUGCUCCGGAGCGGCUUCAUACAUCAUGAUGGCGGUUUUCUACAGGUCAUUUUUGAGCAGCUCCCCGAAUCCAGUAUUUCGAUCACCGACUCCGUCUCUAGAGAUUUCGAGUUUCACGAAGAUGUUGACUUCCUUCGCCCAUUCCGGGUUCAGGUAUUUCCUUCUAGGGAGUGCGAUAAUACAACAGUCGUCAUGCAACUUCAUCAUGCAGUGUAUGAUGGAUGGUCUUUGGAUCUGGUGCGCUCAGAUCUAGCCAAGUUGAUCGAGGGGAAGGAACUCAACCCCCGACCUCAGUUCCGUCAGGUCUCAACAUACCAACAGUCAGCGAAAACCAGCCCGACAUUUGACGCGGCGAGGGAAUUUUGGUCCCAGACCCUUCUUGGCUUCCAACCUCCCACGCUCCCGAUCCUCACCCCCGAGAUGAACCGCACACCUGCCGUUUUGUCGUCAACUACCUCACUCGAUAUCAGCCCGCAACGGGUGAGGAUGGCUCUCCAGGACAUUGAAUGCGGACCUCAAACAAUUUUCCAGGCCGUACUGGCAUGGAUUUGGAGCUCUAUGGUUGGCGCCGGGGACGUAGUGGUUGGCUCGAUCCAAUCCGGAAGAACGAUACCUGUCGACAAGAUUGAGGACAUCCUCGGCCCCUGCAUCGUGGCCGCGCCUAUCCGGACGGACUUGUCCCAAGUGCGAACCAUCAGAGAUCUCUUGGUCUGCAUCAAUGCCGGGAACCGGGAAGCUCUCCCGCAUGGGGUUUUACCUCUUUCCGAGAUCAGGCGGGCUGCGGGUAUUCGUUCAAGACAGUCAAUUUACGAUGUUCUUUUUAUCUACCAGGAAUCUCUCUACAGCAAUUCGAAAAAUAUCAACACCGUUAAACAAGUAGCCCACCGAGACUACUUGGAGACGAAGCUGCUGGUUGAAGUCGAACCAGGGGACAAGGGGUUCGACUGUCGCUUGACGUACCACUCCGAUGUGUUCCCGGAAACCCAGAUUCGCGUCCUGGAAAACUUGAUUCCCGCACUGGUGUCCCAUGUGCUCGAAAACAUCAAUUCGGAUAUCUCUUCGUUCCAGAAGGCUUGCCCACAAGACCUGCUCUCCAUCUUCAACCCCAGCCCGGAGACCUUUGCUGGGAUUCCAGAUCUGGCUACCGCCGUCGAGCGUGUAUCUGCCGAGUUCCCAGACAAGGAUGCAAUUUGCUUUGCGGACAACAUUUCAGACGGCAUCCUCACAACUACCGCGAUCACCUUCGCAGAGCUCAACAGGAUGGCAGAUCGCAUUGCUUGGCACCUCGCACAACAAGGUGUGGGUGAGGCAGGGGUGGUCGGCAUCAUCAUGGAAAAGUCUAUCCGACUUUAUGCUGGGAUUCUCGCCAUUCUCAAGACCGGUUGUGCAUACGUGCCUCUUCUGCCCAGCACUCCAACGGCCCGAAUCAAAACGAUACUCGAACAGGCGGGUGUCGGGAUUUGCGUCGUUGACACCGCUACCCAUGGAAAGUUGCGGCGGCGACUGCAGUGCAGCUUCCUCGACCUCCAGUCCCUCGACCUCCUUCAACCAUCCCCCGUUUUGGGCAAACCCCUCCCGGACCCGGAGCGACUGGCGUACAUCAUCUACACCUCUGGAAGCACAGGGAUACCGAAGGGUGUUUGCCUCACACAACGCAAUAUUAUGGGAAACCUUGACAUGCUGUCACGAAUCUACCCGGUAAAUGAAGACUCCAGAUUCCUGCAGUCUUGCUCGCAGGCAUUCGACGUGUCGGUGUUUGAGAUCUUCUUUGCCUGGACACAGGGCAUGUGCCUCUGUUCCGGGACCAACGACACGCUCCUCGAGGAUCUGGAGAGGGCCAUUCGCAAGCUCAACGUCACUCAUCUCAGCAUGACACCUACUGUGGCAUCGCUCGUUGAUCCAGUCAAGGUCCCACGAGUGGAGUUUCUUGUCACUGCUGGCGAGCCGAUGACCGAGGCUGUGGCGCACAAAUGGGGCGACAAACUGUAUCAGGGGUAUGGGCCGUCAGAGACAACCAACAUCUGCAGUGUCAAGAAAAUGAGCGCUGGUCAGGCGAUUCAACAUCUUGGAUGGUCAUUCGAGAAUACGUCAACCUUUGUUCUCGCCCAGGGCAGCACGGAGAUUGUCCCUCUCGGUUGCUUGGGAGAGUUCUGCUUUGGCGGUGACCAAGUUGCUCAGGGGUACCUCAGCUUAGAGGACCUCACGGCAGCAAAAUUCAUCCAUCACCCCACAUUUGGCCGGAUUUACAGGUCGGGUGACUUGGGGCGCAUGCUUCCGGAUGGAUCGAUGGUUAUCCUUGGCCGUGCUGACGAACAGAUCAAGAUCAGAGGGCAGCGGGUCGAGCUCGACGAAGUUACUGAGGCCGUCCGGCAGUCGGGGAAUGUUGACUGUGCUACCCUGUUCCUAAAGGCUGAAGAUACGGGUACCCGAGACCAGAUAAUUUCGUUUGUCGUGUUGAAAACGAAGGAGACGACCAAGUCCCAAGCGCUUGGUGUUGAUGACGCAGUCAAGGGGAAUAUCCAGUCCAUGUACCACGCCAUCGGGACCCGACUUCCGGUAUACAUGCUCCCUUCCGCGAUCAUCCCAAUCUCGACUCUACCCACCACGUCAUCUGGAAAGCUGGAUAAGGCGAGGCUGAAACAGGCUUUCCGGGACUUUGGGCACCAACAGCUGGCCCUGGUCAGCUAUGGAGCUGAUCAUAACGCAGACGAUGGAGAAUGGUCUACCGCUGAAACGGAGGUUGCUCAAACCAUAUCUAACGCGUUGAACGUCAACAUGGCCGAUGUCGAGCGAUGGACUCCGUUGGUCACCCUUGGGUUGGAUUCCAUUUCCGCCAUUCAGGUGUCGAGGGACCUGUACACAAAGCUCGGCACACGGUUUCCGAUAUCAGUCAUCCUACAGAACCCCAGUGUCGCAAGACUCGCCAAGGUGCUAUCGGAACCGGGUAGUUGUGGACAGGAGCAACGACAAGCUCCAGAGCUUUUGCCACGGGAUGUUCUCGAGAAAGUUGCCGAGGGGCUAACACAAGUUGGCAAGCCGUUCACCAAGAUCCUCCCCUGUACUCCGCUACAGGAAGCCAUGCUCGCAACGUCAUCUGCGGACGGACAGUACCUCAACCACAUGUUAUUCAGGGUCAGGGGUGACCUGGAGCAGUUGAAGGAGGCAUGGAAUGCUAUGGUGGCCCGCCACCAUAUCCUCCGCACAUGCUUCGUAGCGACAAACGAUGUGCGGUGGCCGAUUGUGCAAAUCGCCCUCGAUUUAUGGCAGCCCUCCUGGUACGACCUGGGCUCUCGCUCUGACAUCGAGGAGUGUAUUCACGCCCAUUCUCAGAUGAUGCCGAACGCCGUCGACUCACUGGAACCCGCAGUAUCGUUUGCGACGUUCAGACGGAACGACAGUGUGUAUCUAUCCUUCCUGUGCCACCAUGCUUUGUAUGACGGCGUGGCUAUCGAAAGGCUAUUGUUUGAAGUCGAGCAACGUAUUCUUGGCUUCUCACUCCCACCAGCCCCUGAGUACGAUCGGUUCCUCGGAGAAUCCCUCAGGUUGCCGACCACGACGGACAACUUCUGGCUUGAGCACCUUGCCAGCUAUGAGCCCAAACUCACAACAAACCUUGUUUCGACCCUUCCUGAAGCUGGGGCUCGCGAGCUGGCCUAUGAACUGGAAAUUACACUGUCCGAAGCCACGGUCAGGACCCGGGAGCUUGGGGUUUCGCUGUUGGCGCUCAUUCAAACAGCAUGGGCAACGACUCUUGGCCGCAUCUUCCAGACUAGUGACGUUUGUUUCGGAAACGUUGUCAACGGUCGGUCUCUUCCCAUCGACGGCAUCAGCGAACUUGUUGCGCCGUGCUUUAACACGAUACCCAUCCGCAUGGACCUCUCUCGAAGACAGCGGAAUCUUGAUGUGAUGAGAGGGUUUCACAGGCUCAAUACGGCGCUCAUAAAGUACCAAUUUACACCUCUCCGGCGGAUCCAGUCAAUGAUUGCCGAGCAUAGCAACCGGGCUUUGUUCGAUACCCUUUUGCUCUUGCAACAGCCAUCCCGGCCACUGGACCAGGAUCUUUGGACUUUAGAACGAGAUGCUGGGGAGAUGGAUAUUCCCCUUGUUUGUGAAGUAAUACCAAACGGCCACUCGAACCGGUUAAUGGUCAAAAUGCAUACUGUCGAGAGACGACCACUCCCGCAUGGGAUUGCCAAGCUGGCCUACGACCUGUUUUCUGAUGCGUUUCGGAAUUGCCUUCGGUUCCCCGGUUCCCAUACAGCGCACACAGACAUGUCUGAAGGGCUGGCGGAGCGGCUCCAUCGGAUCGAAUACCGACCUCCACCCCCCGACAUCGCUACAACACGGCAAGAGACCACAGCUGAACAAUGGACAACAACGGAAAGGUCUAUCCUGGAGGUAUUGCAAACCUUAGUGCCACCGGGCUCAGAGGAGAUCCACCGCAACACGACGAUAUACCGACUUGGCCUGGAUAGCAUCAGCGCAGUCCAAAUCGCCUCAAUGCUUCGAAAGGGUGGUCAACAGGUAGUUGCAAGCGAUGUCAUCGAGAACCCGACGUGUGCCAGUCUCGCAGAAUUCAUUGAAACACGCACCCCUGGCUCGGGGGCUAGGUCGGCAUACGACACCGCCGGAUUUCAGGCUCACGUCCGGCCUCAAGUUCUAGCACACGGGAUUACACUGAAGGCAGUUGAGGCUGUGCUCCCAUGCACCCCCCUUCAAUCCUCCAUGAUGGCGCAGUUCAUCAAGUCAGGGGGGCGGGACUACUUUAACCACGUUGAUUUCGAGCUCGACGAUGGACUGGAAGCCGCCAGGGUCGUUCAAGCGUGGCAGGUUGUCUUGCGAACACACCCCAUACUUCGAACUACCAUUCUACCUAUCGAGCAUGAAGACUGCGCAUUUGCCAUGGUUCAAUACCACGCGGACGCGUUUGAACACGGAACAGACACUAUCAUCCAGAGUGUAGCCGACAGGUUCGACCUCCACGCCUGGAAACUUGGUGCCUCCCAGGCGGCUUUCGAACCACUUCGGCCACGGCUAUGGAGUGUUGCUAUUGUCCAAGGGCAGGCCGCAACGAACAUGCACCUUGCAAUGCACCAUGCACUUUAUGAUGCUCAUUCUCUCCAGUCGAUGCUCAAGGACCUGUCACGGGUGACGAUGGGCCGGGAGCUCCUGCCCAGACCCCCCAUCGCAGAGGCUAUCUCGGACAUACUUGGCCAUGCCCUUUCGAACUCGGAGAGCUCUGCGAAUUUCUGGAAGCAGCAAGCGGAUAAGGUUGUCAUCAACCCAUUCCCAAUACUGACACCCCUUCGGGAAGCAUCACGAGAGAUACUGGCGGAAUCAAUCACAAGCACCACUCUGUUAACUACAUUGGAAGCUGCCGCAUCAAAGUCAGGAUACCCUGUGCAAGUCAUUCUCCAAGCGGCUUGGACACGAGUUUUGUCUGCGUACCUUGGGGAAAGUUCAGUCGUCUUCGGAGUUGUUCUCUUCGGACGCAACGUGGAAGCGACAAGGAAUGCUGUGUUCCCCUGCAUUACCACGCUGCCCGUCAUUUCCAUCAACAGUCAUUCGAAUCAGACCCUGUUGUCGCAAAUGCUGCGGUACAACACCAAUCUCUACAAGGAGCAACAUCAACCUCUCACACGGCUACAGCAAUGGCUAGGAUGUCCCGAUUCCAAGCUGUUCGACUCGCUGCUGGUUUACCAGAGGCUCGACCGAGACGCGUCGGUGGAACAGCACUGGAGAAUUGUGAACGAGAGCGCCAACAUGGAUUACCCCCGUUUCCAUCGAGGUCGAGCCAAGGUCCUGCCUCCAGAUAUUGCUGAGAUCUCCACAGAGGUCAAAUUCCUGCACCAGUUCGUGGAGCUUCGCGCUCUGCAAGCCCCUGACACGACUGCGCUUCAUUUUGUGAGAGGGUAUGAUGGGAAUGCGCCGAUUGGAGACACAUGGACCUACGCAGAGCUCAACGACAACGGCAACCGGGUGGCGCAGCUAUUGCUUCCGCGGGUCAACCCCCGAGAUAUCGUUGCUGUCUACUUCGACAAGUGCCCUGAAGCGUACUUUUCGAUUCUGGGGAUUCUCAAAGCAGGAUGUGCUUUCCUCGCCCUGGAUCCUGCAGCACCACGCGCAAGGAACGAGUUCAUCUUACAAGACUCUGGAGCCUCAAUCCUGGUUACUUCUAAAGCCGCCAAGGAGAACCUCGAACUCUCUACCAUCAUUCCGACUAUUUUCGUUGAUGAAGGGCUUUUGUCAACUGCACCAUCGCAUCCUUUGGUUCAAACUCAACAACAGCUGCAACCCAACGAUGUUUGCUACUGCCUGUACACAUCUGGCACAACCGGGACGCCUAAAGGAUGCGAAAUUACCCAUGAUAACGCUGUCCAAUGCAUGCUUGCCUUUCAGCACAUCUUCAAGGGCCAUUGGCAAGAGGACUCAAGAUGGCUGCAGUUUGCGUCGUUACAUUUUGAUGUCUCCGUCUUGGAACAGUACUGGAGCUGGUCGGCGGGCAUCACACUCGUUGCUGUCCCUCGAGACUUGAUCUUGGAAGACCUCGCUGGCACAAUUUCUCGCCUUGGAAUCACCCAUAUCGACCUCACCCCCAGCCUAGCCCGGCUGCUACAUCCUGAAGACGUGCCAAGCCUCUGCGAAGGGGUCUUCAUUACCGGCGGUGAGGCCCUGAAACAAGAGAUCCUUGAUGUUUGGGGCUCCAAAGGCGUCAUCUACAACUUCUAUGGCCCCACAGAGGCAACUAUAGGUGUCACCGUAUUCCCACGGGUACCAAUGACCGGCCGGGCAUCAAAUAUUGGGAAGCAGUUUGUCAACGUCGGCUCUUACGUGCUAAAACCGGGAACACAGCAGCCCGUCCUCCGUGGCGCGGUCGGCGAGCUUUGUGUUUCUGGACGGCUGGUCGGAAAAGGCUAUCUCAAACGCGAGGACCUCACCGCUCAGAAGUUCCCGACCCUCCAACAAUUUGGAGACAGGGUCUACCGCACCGGGGACUUGGUGCGUGUCCUUCAUGACGGAUGUUUCGACUUCCUUGGCAGAGCAGAUGACCAGGUCAAGCUCCGCGGCCAGCGUCUUGAGAUUGGAGAGAUCAACCAUGCUAUCCGUAAAGGGGUCGAGUCCAUCCAGGAUGUUGCCACGCUUGUCGUGCGCAACGAAUCCCAAAAAAAGGACCUUCUUGUCUCCUUUAUCACGACUGGUGACGGGGCUAAGGGACAAGAAUCAGGCGGCACCUCGCUCGAAAUCCUGGAUGGCCUUGAUGCAGCAGAACUAUGCCGACGCGCCAGAGACGCCUGUCGCUCUAAGCUUCCCGGUUACAUGGUCCCGACCUAUGUGCUUCAGGUUUCGUCCAUCCCGUUGUCUUCCAACAACAAGGCCGAGACCAAACGAUUGGCGAAGUUCUUUACUUCACUGACCCCUGACAAACUCAUAUCAUUGUCUUCAUUGCCGAGCGUGUCUCGUAGAGUUCUCAGUGUAACCGGCACGAGGAUCGUGGCGGUGCUCGCUAGAAUGCAGAAGAUCGAACCCGGCUCAAUAACAGCAGAGUCGAGCAUAUUCGAGCUCGGCAUCGACUCCAUCACUGUUCUCCGUCUCUCCCGCGCCCUGAAGAGGGAGGGGUUUGCAGCGGCCAGCCCAUCGUUGGUUCUUCGCCACCCCUUAAUAGGAGAUUUGGCUUCAUCUCUGGAGAUCGACGAGUCCAUUCACAGUUCUGAUUCAGUCGCGACGGCAAGGCAGCUCGUCCAAGCCUGCGGUCAUAAGCACCGAGCGCACGCUUCUCGAGAACUGGGCGUCAUGCCGGACGAGAUCGAAUACAUCGCACCCUGUUCACCUUUACAACAGGGCAUGAUCUCGAGGUCUUCCAUUGAUAGCGCAUAUUUCAACACUUUCCAGUUCAUCCUGGCACCAAGUGUCUCAGCUGAGAACAUGCGUAUUGCACUACAGGGACUUCUUGAUGCGCACGCCAUCCUACGAACCAAGUUUGUGAGCACGGCCGACGGCGUCGUUCAGGCCGCUCUCAAGUGUAGCUCUUUACCGUGGAGUGAAAUGCAGGUCGAAGAUGGAACGUCAACCGAGGACGCAAUCAGCAAGACACGGAAUGCCUGGAUCAUACGAAAUGAGGAACAUCUUGCCGAACCAUUUCAUGUCGCCCUCGUCAACAGUGACGGCGUUCGUCUCCUCGCCAUCCACAUAUUCCACGGCCUCUACGAUGCGAACAGUUUUAACAUCUUCCUUGACCAACUAGCAACGCAAUAUCUGGUGGGGAGCCUCGAUGAGCCCACGCAAGCAGCCGACGAUAUGCGGGGGCCAUCCUUCGUCGAUGCACUGUGUCAUGGACCUCUGCAAGACUUUAGCAACAGCAAGGCAUUCUGGAAGAAGCAUCUUGAAGGUGCAACUGUUGCCCGUCACUUCAGCCGUUCGACGCCCCCGCCUACCAUCAGCAUCACACGCAAAGUUCAUUUCGGUGAUCUUGAUGCGUUGAGAACCAACUUAAGAGUCACACACCAAGCAUUGGUGCAAGCCGCAUGGGUCGGUGUUUUGUCUAAACACCGCUCCGCAGACCCAACCAUCGGCAUCAUCGUUUCUGGGAGGAGCAUUGAGUUGGACAACGCGGAGGCUGUUGUCGGACCAUUGUUUAACACAGUCCCUUUCCAUGCGCGUAUCACCGCACAAGGGGGAUCUACCUGGUCGACCUUGAUUCAUCAGUGCCAUGAGUUUAACACUACCGUCUUGGCUUUCCAGCACGUUCCUCUCCGUGACGUGCAGAAAUGGUGCUCGGGGGGGCAGCCAUUGUUCGACACAUUGUUCUCUUUCCAACGGGAUGAGGAACAGGAGUUCAAGCACAGAACGCUGUGGACGGCGGUCGACUCGGAACCCAAUGCUGACUACCCUCUGGCGCUGGAAGCCACCCUGGGCUCAAACGGCCAUCUCAGUCUGCUUAUCGUUGCGCAGGAUGAGGGGGCCGUACCAGUCGCGGCUUUGAUGGAUGACCUGGAACAAGCGCUCAAGAACAUGGCCAGGAAUCCGAACGAUGUCGUGGAAUGUCCAUCGCCCAGCUUAGCCCCCGAAGCGGUUUGGGGCACUACUCCAAAUGACGAUGCGACAAACGAAUGCAUGGUGAAUGGGCACCAUCCCCAACCUUCUGUCGACGAGCCACCCUUUGAGUGGACCAAAGAUGCUCUGAUAAUGCGCAACGAGAUAGCUGACCUCGCCAACAUAAAUCCGCAAUUUGUCCCUGAGGACGCACCCCUCCUAAGUUUAGGUCUCGAUAGCAUCGACGUGAUCAGACUCUCUGCACUGCUUCGGAGAAAAGGGGUUAAUAUCAAGACCAGCGACCUAAUGAAAGCGCAGACUAUCGCCGCCAUGAUGGAGCUCCUACAAGCCAGGUUGCAUAGCGCCAACACCAACGGCAUCGAAGACACUGCCAGAGCGCAAAGCAGGCACCAAGUAACCACCGCUCUACAGGAGUAUGUGCGGAAAGUGGGCGAGCUUCUUGACGGUGAGGUUGUGCUGCCCGCAACACCGCUGCAGGAGUCGAUGGUCAUGGAGAUGGUCGAAUCUGAUUUUCAGCUAUACUUCAACCACGACAUCCUAGAACUUGCGCCUUCGGUGGAUGUCACCAGGAUGGCGCACGCGUGGAGGACUGUGAUCGCUGGCUCACCCAUUCUCCGAACUAGGUUCAUAUCAGUCGAGAGCCCCGAGUUAGGGGCCUCGUACUGCCAAGUCAUCGGUGACGGCUCCUCGGUGCGCAUGACUGAAGUCAACUUGAAUACGACCGAGGAGUUGGCGACGGCUUGUUAUACGGCGACGCUCCGAGCUCAGAAAGGGGGAGGCAAGUCCGAUCUUCUGCAGCUGGUCUUCGCGACAGACGGUGAUCAGACAUUCCUGGUCCUUUCCAUUGCUCAUGCGCUGUACGACGGGUGGUCUCUCAGCCUGAUCCACCAAGCCGUUCAUGCGGCGUAUGAAGGGACAUACCGGGCCCAGAAUUUGGAGUCGUACACCCAGCAGCUUAAGGGUGUAUUGUUCCAGGGCCAUUGUGAUGCCCAGGCAUUCUGGGCUGGCUUUCUCCAAGGUGCUAGUCCGACGUUGCUUCCUGAGACUGAGUCGGCGUCCGACCAAAACUCCGUGAUUCACCGGGACGAAGUGACUUGGCCUAUCUCGCUGUCAGAGACAAUAGCCUUCUGCAAAGCCAAUGCCAUAACCCUGCAGACUCUGGGGCAGGCGUGCUGGGCUGCUUUUCUAGCCGCGAAAACAGGGUGCUUGGAUGUCACUUUCGGCGUGGUGCUUUCUUGUCGGGACACCGCGUCCCUCGAGGAACUCGUGUUCCCGACAAUGAACACUGUCCCAGUCAGGAGUAUCUUGCACGGCAAGAUCUCAUCCUGGAUUCGCUACAUGCAGGACAACAUGAACAGUCUCGGUCCUUACCGGCACUUCCCCCUAAGGGCAGCACAAAGGCUGGCUAAGAGCAACGGCCCUCUCUUCAAUACUUUGUUUAUUCAGCAACGAGGGCUUCCAGCAGUCAACGAGCAUGGCGAGAAGAAGCUCAUGGAGUCGAUUGGCGGGACGGCGAGGGUGGAAUACCCGGUGUGUGUGGAAAUGGAGGUGAUGGAGAGCAAGCUUGUCUGGCGGAUGGCCUGUGAUGGCGCGUACGCAUCUCCAGAUUUAACAGUGGAAAUGCUGCGGGAACUCAACCAAGUCAUUGUCUACAUUAUGCGUUCUUCUGGGGAGAGCGUGGCCACGUUUUCGGGAGAGCGAGUUUCGGUGUGCGGCCAGCCCUCUGUUACGCUUCGAGCAGCACGUGUUCCCAGCACAGUCACGACCGAGUUGGUAACGAAAGAUGGUGGUCCAUGGUCCCCCCUGGAGGAAGCCAUCAGGGGUGUGUUGGCUGUUGUCUCAGGGAUGCCGGCUGCAACCAUUCUGAAGCGGAAUAACAUUUAUCAUCUCGGCCUGGACUCGAUCAGCGCCGUCAAGGCUGGUUCGCUGUUACGGAAGAAGGGAAUAUCGAUCGGAUUCCGAGACAUGCUUAAGGCAGGAUCGAUAUCCGAAAUUGCGAUGCUGGCCCGUGAAGCCCAACCGAUCCCGACACCACCUGAGUCCGCCAGCGGCGGAGACGAAGCCACCGAUGCGUCUGCUGUUCUGUCAGAUGUGGACCUACCUACCAUCCUUCGCGGCAUCGGGGUCGACGAAUCCGAGGUUGAGGAAGCGCAGCCCGCCACAUCGAUGCAGGUGCAUAUGCUCUCGGUAUGGCAGAACACGCAGGGGAGAGUGUUCUACCCAUGCUUCCAAUACACGUUAUCCGGGAAAUUGGACAUCACAACUAUUGCAACAGCAUGGAAAUCUCUGGUGGCCGAGACGCCCAUCCUCAGAACUGUGUUCGUCUCAACCAACUCACGAUCGACUCCAAUUCUACAGGUCACCCUUCACUCCUCGACAUUUCAGCAGACGGAGCCUUCAAUCAACGACACGACGUGGCACACGCGGACAACGCAGCAUUUGCCACCGCGGUACAACUCCCUGCACGUGGAGAGGGACGGAGACAGUUUGGCUUUGCAGCUGAAGAUCCACCACGCACUCUACGAUGCCGUUAGUCUGCCGGCGAUCAUGGAGAGAUUCUCGGCACUCUGUUCCUCCAAGGACACUGAACAACAUAGCAGCUCCACCUUUAACUGGCGAACCCUUCUCUCUCCCCGUCUUUCCCACAGCGGUCGUCUUGCACGGCAGCAAUUCUGGACCCAGUAUCUUGCCGGCACCCAACGCCAACCACACCCUCAGCGAAGUGGGGGAGACGUCAGCUCCCGGGUGAGCACCAUCAAACACGCCGCUCUUCAAGGGGUUUCUGCCGCGGUGAAGCUAUGCAAAGAAAGAGGAGUGAGCCUGCAAGCCCUCUUCUUCGCCGCGUAUGCAGAGUUCCUUGCUUCCACCGCCGUUCUGAACGGCGCUGAGCGGCCUGAAACGGUAGUAUUUGGCAUUUACCUUGCCAACAGAGCCGAGAACGAUCCCGGUACAAACACCUACCCCUUCCUGCGUCUGGUACCGCUCCGAGUUGUGUUGCAAGAUGGGCCCGAUUUGUUCGAUCUUGCGGCAGCGAUCCAGAGGGAUAUCCACACCAUCUCGUCACCCGCUCACGUGGAGGUUGGGCUGUGGGAGAUCAAGGACUGGACGGGCGUCACGGUCGACUCGUUUGUGAAUUUCCUAGCGGCACCUCCGUCCGCCCUUAAUGAACGGGGAGAUUUGCUGCUAGAGCUGCGGAAAGCACCGGCGGCCGGCGAUCCAAUUACUCAUGAUGGGUCACAUGGUAAUUUUGAGGAGUUAGCCCGGGAGAUAACGAGCAAUCUUGCAAGGGAUGCAUUUCCGGGUCACUGA
Molecule: messenger RNA, 14528 nt
Organism: Chaetomium fimeti
Lineage: Eukaryota; Fungi; Ascomycota; Sordariomycetes; Sordariales; Chaetomiaceae
Exons: 5
Coding region: 84-14528 (4814 amino acids)
Biological process (GO): secondary metabolite biosynthetic process; amino acid activation for nonribosomal peptide biosynthetic process
Cellular component (GO): cytoplasm
Molecular function (GO): catalytic activity; phosphopantetheine binding
Source: RefSeq, a predicted model, not a curated record